This is a messenger RNA of Paramormyrops kingsleyae, 3844 nucleotides long. The record is from RefSeq and is a predicted model, not a curated record. Lineage: Eukaryota; Metazoa; Chordata; Actinopteri; Osteoglossiformes; Mormyridae.
GCGAUCACGUGAGCGCACGCGCUCGGAAAGUGGGUUAGUUAGGAGGACGGAGAAUGAGAGGAACAGAACAGACGAGCGUCUAUCGGCGGCUCCUGCGGCUCCCCAAUAAAGACACUGCUGCUGCUGCAGAUACCAAGGAAAAAAGCCUUUAAUUCAGUCAUGCGUUCAGCUCUGUGCUGUUCUUAAGCAAAAUUAUUAGGAAUUAUGUCACGGUCUAUUUUGCUUUUAGUUUUUUACCUAAAUUAUUGACGUUACAAAAGAAGUUAUAGUUCAGCUCGCUAACAGUAUAGUUGGCUGUUCUGGCAGAAAUAUUUGUACUUUGGAGUUUUGUAAUUUGAAGACAAAUUGUCAGCAUGAGAGCUCAAAUCGAGGUGAUCCCAUGUAAGAUUUGUGGAGACAAGUCUUCAGGAAUCCACUAUGGAGUCAUCUCAUGUGAAGGGUGUAAGGUGAGCCUCUUCUCAGUCAAGUUCGGACGCAUGUCCAAAAAGCAGCGGGACAGCCUGUACGCCGAGGUGCAGAGGCACAAGCGGACGCAGGAGGGUGGGGUUGUGGGCGUGGCCCCUGAGGAGGAAGGGGCGGAGCCGGCGAGGGGCCUCAGCCGUGCCAGCAGCAGCAGCAGCUCCAGUGCCUCACUCAGUGACCUGGACGGGCUACUGUUCGACCUGCCGCUGACGCUGGAUGGCCUGGGGGCCUACUGCGGCCCCGAGCUGCUUCUGGGAGCUUCUGCGGGGGGUGUCGGCAGCUUGUCUGCGCAGAGUUCCCCGGAGCAGGGCGGGCCGGACGGCACGGAUGGCGGCCACGUCACGCAUGGCUAUCAACUGCUGCACGACGCCGGCGUCUUCACACACGAGCUGCUCAGCCCACUGUCCGAUGGAUGCUCGCUGCUCGAGAUUGAGCGCGUCACGCAGAAUAUUGUGCGUUCGCACAUGGAGACGUGCCGGUAUAGCAGCGAGGAGCUUAGGCGUCUGGCCUGGACCCUGUACACCCCGGAGGAGACACGGAGCUUCCAGACCAAGUCCGCAGAGGCCAUGUGGCAGCUGUGUGCCCAUCACAUCACCGGCGCCAUCCAGUACGUGGUGGAAUUCGCCAAGCGCAUCACCGGCUUCAUGGACCUCUGCCAAAACGACCAGAUCGUCCUCCUGAAGGCAGGAUGCCUGGAGGUGCUGCUGCUCCGCAUGAGCCGAGCGUACAACCCCAUCAACAAUACCAUGCUGUUUGAUGGCAAGUUUGCCAGCUCCCAGCUCUUCAAGGCCCUGGGCUGUGACGACCUCAUUGGCGCCGUGUUCGAGCUGGCCAGGGGCCUGUGUCGUCUGCAGAUGUCCGACGAGGAGAUGGCACUCUUCACGGCCGCCAUCCUGCUCUCACCAGACCGGCCGUGGCUUACAGACAUUCUGCAAAUCCAGAGGCUGCAGGAGAGGGUCUACAUUGCACUGCAAUAUUCUCUCCACCAGAGUGGCGCCACUGAGGAAAAACUGGCCAAGAUGGUGUCCAAGUUACCCAUAAUGAAGUCCAUUUGCAACCUGCACAUCGACAAGCUGCAGUUUUUCCGGCUGGUCCAUCCAGAGACAACAUACAGCUUCCCUGCCCUCUACAGGGAGGUGUUCGCUAGUGACAUCUCCUUCCCUGACUUCGCUGAGAGCUAAACUUUGUCCUGGGGUGGGGUGGGGUGGGGUAGCAAGGGGGUUGGCUGAGAUAUAUUGAAACAUGAGAAAACAGUCCUGCAGAACACUAUUUGCGCACAAAGAGGUUCUCUCUGCUGAAUCACUACGCGAUAAUCACAGUGGGCCAAGAAAGGAUAUGUACUAAGUCUUUUGGAGAUGCCCUCUCCUUACGGAAUGUACCCCACAUUCAUGUGACCCAGCCCUGGGGAGUGGGGGGGGCAGAUGUCCUGGAACACGGUGCAGCCUCUUGUGGAGCAGUUAUGAGCAGUUAUGAGCAGUUAUGAGCAGUUAUGGAACACAAGGUCACAGAUUGAAAUCCUCAUAUGAUUCUUAUAUUGGACACUUCAGAACGCUACGUAUGUGUGUUUGGUACAGACCCUAAAUGACGCCUAAAUGAGCUCCAGAGCAAUUCAUUCCCAACUUCAAGCCAGGUAUUUAAAAAAAUUCUCUAACUACACUGUGUGCUUUCUGAAAGCGACACUUCAUUUUUUUCCAUAAUUAAGAAUGUAAUCUGUAAUUUGUAUAUUAUUUGUUCAGAUAACAGGUAGCACAAUAACUUGGUGGAUAGCACUGCUGCCUCUGACCUACAGGGUUGGAGGUUUGAACCCAACCCCACUCUGUUUGUGUGUUGUAUAUUCUCCCAGUACUGUGUGGGUUUGCUGCAGGUACUCUAAUUGCCUCCUGUGCUCCAAAGUAAUGCAGUUAGUAAAUUAGCAUCUCAAAGUGUGUAUGUGAUCUGUAAUGCGAUGUUUCCCAACCCGGUGCUCAGGGACCCCCAGACAGUCCAUGUUUUUGCUCCGGAAGCUGGGAGGGAGCAAAAACAUGGGCCGUCUGUAGGUCCCUGAGGACUGGCUUGGGAAGCACUGCUGUAAUGGUCCUGAAUUCUGUCCUGGGUUUUCCCUGCCUUGUGCCCUGUAUUACCUGGGGUAGGGGUCAAGUUCCCCUGUGACUCUGUACUGCACAAGCAGUUAGAAAAUGGACAAAAGGAUGUUGAAAAGGUCAUUUGGAACGGGAACAUAAACCAACAUUUUUUUGUUGUUUUACUUCUGUGGCGUACAGAUAUACUGUACAGAUAUACAGGAUGAUAAAAUACUGCAUUUUACUUUAUGCACAAGGCUACAUGGUAAUAUAAACACACCACUGACCGCCACGGUUUAGACCAUUAACACAGAGAUAGACAUAUCACAGAUAAUGGACAUAAAAGCUGAAAGACCACAGUCCUACCUCUCUUUUCCUCUGACUAAUGCCUUUAGGUAAUCAUUUGUAACACAAUUACAAAUGCAUGUACUAAAUAAGAAUGUUCCACACGUGUGAUGUAGUAUGUGUUCAUGCAACCACAACUAUAAAAUAAGACUACUGCUCAGUAGACAUUAUGGGACCAUGCAAUGAAUCGGGUUCACCUGUGCUUGUGGAUCCCCUCGUGAGGGUCAGGAGCCCUAACCGUCCCACGCUGUACCAGCUCACCCCUAAGCUUCAUAUGCCCAUCAGUACCUAUUCACCAGUCUUCUGUUGCAGAGAUUGAAUGGUGACCGACAGGUUGUUGGCGUUUGAGUGUUAUGGCACUGUAAAAUUUGUUUUCAUUUUCCAGUUCUACCUCAAGUGCCCCUACCUGUAAAAGAUGAUCUGGGGAUAUGUGCAAAUUCACAAAGUCACUCAGGAAGAUUACUGAUUUUUUUUCCAUCCCCGAUAUCAUGUUCUGUUAACCAAGACACUUUACACUGAACAGAAGACCUUAAACCUUGAUCACUGUGUACAAUAGUUCUUGUGUCCUUGUGAAUGUUAAUCAUAAACGUGUCAAAGACUUUGUCCUUGUCUUAUUUUGAUGUUGUUACAUGAAACUAAAAGAUUUAGGAUGUAAAAGUUAUAUAUUCAUUUAAUUCUUGAAAUGUGUCCAGUUGGAGAUAUUUUUGUCUUCUGGUAUCUUUUUUAUCUUGUCAUGUUUAGGUUAUUUUGUCUUGUAAAAUUGUCAUUCUAUUUUUUUAAAAAACAGAAACAAAACAGAUGCCAUCUCCAACAAUAUAAUUGUCUUUUGUGUCUUCGGUCAUACUUUUGUAUGAGUAAGAAAGGUCUGUAUUGUUGAUGAAAUAUAUAUAUAUAUAAUAUUUAAAGAUACAAAGUAUAAAGUUAAUAGCAGAGAUAUAUUGUUGUAUAACUGGAACACAGUUUGUUGUAUUAAGAAUGUA